This is a messenger RNA of Triplophysa rosa, 1633 nucleotides long. RefSeq lists its product as uncharacterized. Gene Ontology annotation, cellular component: membrane. Gene Ontology annotation, biological process: adaptive immune response. Bases 51 to 725 code for a protein of 224 amino acids. The transcript has 4 exons. The record is from RefSeq and is a predicted model, not a curated record. Gene Ontology annotation, molecular function: signaling receptor activity. NCBI's taxonomy places the organism in Eukaryota, Metazoa, Chordata, Actinopteri, Cypriniformes, Nemacheilidae.
UCACAUAUUUAGUUUGUGUGAAGUGUAGUUGUUUUAUCUCAGCUAAAAAGAUGGCAGGCGUUGUGAGAUGCUGCGUAGGCAUUCUAUUGAUGAGCAUCUGUUUCAGUAGCCACUCAACACUAGCAUCAUUUGACACAGUUACGGUGUUAAAGGGAGAUCAUGGGAAGAACAUCAACAUCCCAUGUGCUACCGACAAGCGUCCUCAGGAUGGGGUGUACAUGAAAAGGAAAAAACUACAUGAAACAGAACAACAGAAAAUCUUCUACUAUUACAAAGAUGGCACGUUUACUAAAAAAACAAAUGUCAGCGCGACUAUAAAUGAAAAAGAUUUCCCCAACCUCACUGCCACACUCUACAAUCUAACUGUCGCAGACACUGGACUCUACUGGUGUGAAUUUAAUUUUGAAGAAAAACGAAUCAAUAGCGCAGCCACAUUGUUAUGGGUGACAGAUGAAAAUAGGAAUGUUCGAGAAAAUUGUCAAAAUGGGAUGGUUUUCUAUGUGAUGACAGCUCUGUUUGCCAUAACACUGUGCAUCCUUGGUUUCUUCAGUGUGAAGGUGAAAAGAAGCUGCGAGUCUGACACUCCAUCAAAAAAGUCUCCCGACUCUUCAGUUUAUGAAGAAAUGACCAGAAACAGACUGGAUACUUCAUCCACAUUAAUAAACUCUGCGUACCAAUCUACCAAGCAAUUCCCACAAACACCUGCGCUUCAUCAGGGUUUUUAAUGAAACUUCCUUCAGCACAUGCAGAGAUGGCAUUUGUCUUACAUGAAUGAGAUUAAAAGGUGGAAAUGUGUUCAUCUAAAGUGCUAAAUGACAAAAUGGAAAAUGUGUCAAUAAGACAACAGAAGACAUACAGUAGUAUGUGAAAGAAAGAAUGUAUGUAUGGGAAUCUUUUUAUGUGUUCACACUUAUUUCAAUCAUUGCAGAUUGGGAUAAAUAGAUACUAGGUUAGAUUUAACUUUAUUUCAUUGACUUUAAACAUGUACACUGUACAAUAUCCAGUAUAAUGUAAUACAUUGAAUCAACAUUGAAUCAGUAGUGCAAAUAAAAAUAUAUACCUUAUAAAAAGAUUAUAUACAUUGUGGAAACACGGAUGAGAACGAUCAAAAUGGCAACCGUUUGUUUUAUUUUUUUUCACAGUAAAGUGUUGAACUAAACAUUGUACACGUGACGUAUGAGUCAAAUGUAGAUAUGAAAACAUCUGUAGCACUUGUUUUUGAUCUUGAUGUUUAUUUCUCAGCUUGGGUUUCCACUGUUACCCUUUCAUCUUCCUGUGGGUCUCUAAACUGUGGCUGCUUUGCAAAGAAACUGCUGUCAUGUUUUCCUUCCGUUUUUUAACCAUUUAAACCCCCAUUGCUUACAAGGUUAAGAGUUUAAUGUGCAAUACAGUACAGUACAGUAACUAAAUCACUUUUCCCUUUUGAAAAGUUGCAUGUUUUUGAUGAUUGUUUCUUUAACCAGAAUGUUUUGUUAAUGUUUUUUAUAAUGUCUGUUCUCCAUUUUUAUUCAUUUGUAUUUUAUGAAUCGUAAUAUUGCAACGUUAUUGAUGCAAUGUCAAAACGUGUUAACAAUGUAACAAAACCAGUAGAUUUGCUCUUACUAACAAAUCCAUGUCAGAAUUGUCACCUUUU